Procambarus clarkii (red swamp crayfish) is the source of this 1545-nucleotide messenger RNA. RefSeq names its product autotransporter adhesin BpaC-like. NCBI's taxonomy places the organism in Eukaryota, Metazoa, Arthropoda, Malacostraca, Decapoda, Cambaridae. The record is from RefSeq and is a predicted model, not a curated record.
AUGGAGCACUUGGGACUUGCCAACUUCCCAGCUCCUUCAGUGGGAGGAAGUUUGCGUUUGGGUCUUGAGGGCUAUACAGCUGUUGAGGUGACAGAUAUAACUGUUGAGGUGACAGAUACAACUGUUGAGGGGACAGAUACAACUGUUGAGGUGACAGAUAUAACUGUUGAGGUGACAGAUACAACUGUUGAGGGAACAGAUACAGCUGUUGAGGUGACAGAUACAACGGUUGAGGUGACAGAUACAACUGUUGAGGUGACAGAUACAACUGUUGAGGUGACAGAUACAACUGUUGAGGUAACAGAUACAACUGUUGAGGUGACAGAUACAACGGUUGAGGUGACAGAUACAACUGUUGAGGUGACAGAUACAACUGUUGAGGUGACAGAUACAACUGUUGAGGUAACAGAUACAACUGUUGAGGUGACAGAUACAACUGUUGAGGGGACAGAUACAACUGUUGAGGUUACAGAUACAACUGUUGAGGUGACAGAUAUAACUGUUGAGGGGGACAGAUACAGCUAUAUAACUGUUGAGGUAACAGAUACAACUGUUGAGGUGACAGAUACAACUGUUGAGGUGACAGAUACAGCUGUUGAGGUGACAGAUAUAACUGUUGAGGUAACAGAUACAACUGUUGAGGUGACAGAUACAACUGUUGAGGUGACAGAUACAACUGUUGAGGUAACAGAUACAACUGUUGAGGUGACAGAUACAACUGUUGAGGUGACAGAUACAACUGUUGAGGUGACAGAUACAACUGUUGAGGUGACAGACACAACUGUUGAGGGGACAGAUACAACUGUUGAUGGAACAGAUACAACGGUUGAGGGGACAGAUACAACUGUUGAGGUAACAGAUACAACUGUUGAGGUGACAGAUACAACUGUUGAGGUGACAGAUACAACUGUUGAGGGGACAGAUACAACUGUUGAUGGAACAGAUACAACGGUUGAGGGGACAGAUACAACUGUUGAGGUGACAGAUACAACUGUUGAGGUGACAGAUACAACUGUUGAGGUAACAGAUACAACUGUUGAGGUGACAGAUACAACUGUUGAGGUGACAGAUACAGCUGUUGAGGUGACAGAUAUAACUGUUGAGGUAACAGAUACAACUGUUGAGGUGACAGAUACAACUGUUGAGGUGACAGAUACAACUGUUGAGGUAACAGAUACAACUGUUGAGGUGACAGAUACAACUGUUGAGGUGUCAGAUACAACGGUUGAGGGGACAGAUACAACUGUUGAGGUGACAGAUACAACUGUUGAGGUGACAGAUACAACUGUUGAGGUGACAGAUACAACUGUUGAGGUGACAGAUACAACUGUUGAGGGAACAGAUACAACGGUUGAGGUGACAGAUACAACUGUUGAGGUAACAGAUACAACUGUUGAGGUAACAGAUACAACUGUUGAGGUGACAUAUACAACUGUUGAAGGGACAAAUACAACUGUUGAAUUGACAGAUACAACUGUUGAGGUGACAUAUACAACUGUUGAAGGGACAAAUACAACUGUUAAAUUGACAGAUACUAACCUAUAA